Molecule: messenger RNA, 1169 nt
Organism: Syngnathus acus (greater pipefish)
Lineage: Eukaryota; Metazoa; Chordata; Actinopteri; Syngnathiformes; Syngnathidae
Gene: gdap1l1
Product: ganglioside induced differentiation associated protein 1-like 1
Exons: 6
Coding region: 57-1160 (367 amino acids)
Source: RefSeq, a predicted model, not a curated record
CCCAUCGCUCCCUCCUCCGGUCGCUCCUCUCCUCCGCACGCUCAAAACGCUCUGUCAUGGCGUCUUCCAACCAUGUUACCCCCACCAAAUGUGGCUGGUGGCCCAUCUCGGCGAUGGACGGGGACGGCAAAAUGACAGACGGGGAUGAGUGUGACGACCCUUGCACGGCUGAGCCCAAAGCGCUCAACAAAGACAGGCUGGUUUUGUACCACUGGACGCAAUCUUUCGCCUCCCAGAAGGUCCGCCUAGUGAUCAACGAGAAGGGUCUGGUGUGCGAGGAGCGAGAUGUCAGCCUGCCGCUACAGGAACACAAGGAGCCGUGGUUCAUGAGACUCAACCUGGGGGAGGAGGUGCCCGUCUUCCUCCACGGCGACAACAUCAUCAGUGACUACAACCAGAUUAUAGACUAUUUGGAGACCAACUUUGUAAGAGACUCGGUGGCUCAGCUGAUUCCGGCGGCAGACUCACCAGUUCACGAGCGCGUGCACCAGUACCGGCAGUUGUUGGAUGGCCUCCCCAUGGACGCGUACACGCACGGCUGCAUCCUCCAUCCGGAGCUCACCACCGACUCUAUGAUCCCAAAGUACGCCACUGCUGAAAUACGUCGGCAUUUGGUCAACGCAGCAACGGAACUAAUGAAGUUAGACCACGAGGAGCCCCAACUUACGGAACCCUAUCUGUCCAAGCAGAAGAAGCUCAUGGCGAAGAUUUUGGACCAUGACAAUGUCAACUACCUGAAGAAAAUCCUGGGAGAGUUAGCCAUGGUUUUAGAUCAAGUGGAAGCCGAACUGGAGAAAAGGAAACUGGAGUACCAAGGUCAAAAGUGUGAGUUGUGGCUAUGCGGACCUGACUUUACACUAGCCGAUAUCUGCCUGGGAGCCUUGCUGCACAGGCUCAAGUUCUUGGGACUUUCUAAGAAGUACUGGGAGGACGGCAGUCGACCCAACCUGCAGUCCUUUUUUCUGCGCGUGCAAAAACGCUACGCUUUCCGAAAGGUCCUGGGCGACAUCCACACGACGCUCCUGUCGGCCGUCCUGCCCAACGCCUUCCGAAUGGUCAAAAAGAAGCCGCCCUCCUUCUUCGGGGCCUCCUUUCUAAUGGGAUCCCUCGGCGGGAUGGGCUACUUUGCCUAUUGGUUUUUAAAAAAGAAAUACAUGUAGUGAAUGUUC